AGAUGAUUGUUUCUUUAGGAGGAUUACAAAUCCGAGGACGGUGACGAUGCGGCUAACACCUACACCGGUGAGAAGUCGUUCUUUGCCCCCUCAGAAGGGACCUCUUUCCACGCGAAUUCGUUCAUGGAGCUUAAUCUGUCAAGGCCAUUGCUUCGAGCUUGCGAAGCAUUGGGCUACACUAAGCCGACGCCAAUUCAGGCAGCCUGCGUACCACUGGCCUUAUCGGGGCGUGAUAUAUGCGGGAGUGCAAUUACUGGUUCUGGAAAGACUGCUGCCUUUGCCUUACCUACUCUGGAGAGAUUAUUGUACCGUCCAAAACGUGCACCAGCAAUUCGAGUUCUUAUUCUUACUCCAACCAGGGAGUUGGCUGUUCA
Molecule: messenger RNA, 374 nt
Organism: Camellia sinensis
Lineage: Eukaryota; Viridiplantae; Streptophyta; Magnoliopsida; Ericales; Theaceae
Source: RefSeq, a predicted model, not a curated record